ACAACCGUUUUUUGAACAUUUUUCCCCGACGAUGUAAUGUUUGUGACUGGAGUUAGUACGUGUGAUACAAAACUUCUUGUGCACUGCCGGUUGAGGGGUGCAUGUACUUGUACAACGAGUUUGAGGGUGAAGUGCGAGCACUGAAAAGUGGCCACCCGAGCUCAGAGGGGCGUCACUCGUUUAAACCGUUUUGCGGCGAAAAAGCGAGGGAUGACUCCGGAGGUGGCGGUUUUGUCUUGCCGCGACACGUAGACACGUUGUUCUUCAUUUUCUUUUGUUUCACCUUCUUGGCUCGCGAGAGAGGUGGUUCCUUGUGCAAACGGGCGUUCCCUCGGGAGCGGUCCGCGUCUUUGCGGGCGCAGCCACAAGUUGUACCGAAACCGCUGUGCCCGAACGGGAACCUUUUCUUCCUCAUCUGGCAGCCCAUCUCUAUACCCCUUUUGGACAACAGGGAAUCUGCACCUCUAGGAGCUACCUGGCUGCUGUUCUUUCGUCAACUCACCAUGGCGGAGCCGAAGCCGCCGUGCGAUUGCCCACUCGGAGGAGCAGGCGACUUCGGCAAUACUGACGCGGUUCUCGCCGCGGGCAAAGAUUGCAACAGUUCUUCGACUGUCGAGGCGCCCGUACCCUCGGCGCUUGGUGCAUUCGAAGAACAUGAUGCGGCCCCACAAACCCACCCCUCUGUUGCUCAUCCCGCGUCGGAGAACUGCGCGUCAGACUCUGCGGCGGCGUCUCGGGCGGCAGGCGGUGACACGGCUCCACGGAGUUUGCUGGACACUACAGACAACGCGACAGCCGCCGAAGAAGGACCGCGGAAGCUGUUGGAGGCGCUAAAGUCCUCGGUGUCGUGUCUUAUUGUCACGGACGUGCAGAGGGACUUCUGUGAGGGAGGCGCACUGGGAGGCGAAGGCCGCCUGCAGAUGGUGCACAACAUCAACCGCCUGCGUUGCUGGAGAAGUCCGGGCACGGACCACCCUCUCUGUGGUGUUCCCUUCGAACAACUGCCAACUAGCUUGGAAGCUGCCGACAUUGCAGACGAGCUGUUUGAUUACGUCGUCGUAAGCCAAGACUGGCACCCUCCGAACCACCUUUCCUUCGCGAAAAACCACGCAAGCAGUUGCGACCGCGAAGCUUGCAUUUGUGGCGACGAACAGGAAGAAACUGGAGACGCCACGGACGAAAAAGCUGCGACCAGCGACACAGUUCAAACGAGAAACAACGACCGAACGGACGGAACUCUGGACGCGAUGCCUGAAACCCCCACUGCAGAAGAAGUGUCGCCACAGGUGGCAAACCAACAUGAAGAAACAAAUGGCAACGCUCAGGAUGGUGAGGUGAACGAAGGAGACCGCUCUGGAGACGAGGACGCACAAGCUCCAGAGACUGUGACGGGUGAAAGAGCAAAGAAGAAAGGGAAAUACUUACCGCCUCUGGGGCCUAAUCGAGUCCGGCGUCGAAAAACAGGCGUUGUGCUGGAUCUGUGGCCCGUGCACUGUGUGCAAAAUACACCGGGCGCAGAGCUCCAUCCAAACCUUCUCACUCGAGCCAGCGACGUUCCAAUUCACAAAGCUACCGAUCGUGAGAUCGACAGCUACUCAUGUUUUGGACACGGUCAGCACAAGACCGGCCUGGAGUCUUUGCUCCGAGAAUGGAAAGUUGAGGUGGUGUGCGUUGUGGGGCUGUGCGUCGACUACUGCGUCAAAGCCACUGCACUCGCUGCAGCAGAAGUCCCAGGUGUACAGACUGUGUGCGUUCUGCUAGAUUGUUCCAAGGCAGUUGCCGAAGAAGCGAUACCCACUGUUCGUAAGGAACUAAGCGGCAAAGGCAUCCUCGUGUGCACCGCGAAAGAGAUGCUUCGCGGACAGACGUAGAAAGAUGCCUUGCAUUUGAGACUUAUGCAAGGCAACGAAGAGCAAAAAUUACAGGUAUUAUUCGCACUUUUGCUGUUGCGAGCAACACUGUGUCCUGGUGCCUGCUCUGAUUUGAACUGUAAGGACGGCACAUGCGAGAAGGGUACGGACACAGCGGUCCCUGGAAUAGAACAGGACAGGCGACUGUUGCAGAAAGCAGCAAUGGACGGUUGCGUAGAGCGUACAUUUCCGGUGCCAGUUUGCAGCAUGACACAGAGGAACGGCACUGUCCACGAAGCGGAGGAAACAAAGGAGGGAGAUCCGAGUCAGGGAGAAGGAUGUAGAGAGGGUCGACGGGAGGAGGGCGAGAAGAUUUGGAGGCUCUUGAGGAGAACUACCGCCAGAAGCACGGCAGCAGUUGUGCUGAUGACGUGAAGCAUGCAAACUGACAUCACUUUUUUCGGGCGAGGCGCGGUAUUUUGUGGAGAACGUUUUCCUUUGCUUAUCUGUACCGGAAUGAGUUACAAGAGGUGAUGAGCGUCUGUCUUCGUCCCGGUGAAUCUUAGAGGCACGAAGCGAUCGGGAGGCAAAGAGGCUGGGAAUGCAGUUUGCCGACAAAGACUGGCCGCCUCACUCACUCCAGCCGGGUGCGAGAUACAGCACCUUGAGCUUCUAGAGAUGGUGACGUGGCUACAGUCCGCCGUGGAAAGCGAAAAGGAAACGAAGACGUUUCGAAGGGACGGAGGAACAAGGUACAUUUUGUGGAAACUGGAGCAAAUCACGUGAUGGAAACGGAGUCGCCGUUACCUGUCAAGCAGAGUAACGGCGAUUUGGAAUCUUUUUUCGGACAACGCAACCUUUGUAAUGUCAGCUGCCUGCCAUGUUCGUAAUUCUGCAGGAACAAAGAGUUUUUGUUUAUUUGCCCUUUGUCGUGGUCGAAGAAUUACCAGCAAAAGUUUCAUUCCUG
Messenger RNA from Toxoplasma gondii ME49, 2817 nucleotides. RefSeq names its product Nicotinamidase. The transcript has 2 exons. The coding region runs from base 102 to 1871 and encodes 589 amino acids. Lineage: Eukaryota; Apicomplexa; Conoidasida; Eucoccidiorida; Sarcocystidae. The record is from RefSeq and is a predicted model, not a curated record.